UCGCAUCACAAUUAGUCUUAAAUCGAUCGCCGGAUCACAUACUGCAGACGUACGUGAAAUCCUCCCUACAGUUUUGGAAUACCGUUUUGUGAUGAUCUGAAAACAGUGAGAGUUAAGUUGGAACUUGUUUUACCAUCUUGAGAAACAGAAUGCCUUCUGCCAGCAAGGACAAAAUGUUUGGCCCAUGGAGUCGUAGUGACAGCAGUGGAAGUAUGUACCUCUCCAACAAUAACAACGCGGAUAAUCUAAUCAAGCUGUACUCAAGAACAGCUCCCACUAGCCCCCGGUGGACUCCGGUGGCAUCGAGACACAACUCACCACCGAUGCCAAGCUCGCCGCUGUCCUCAUCGCCGCCAUCAACACUACGCAGGAAUUACUCCAGCACAUUCAUGCUGAUCCCAGAGGAUCGUGCCGUUGAUCCGGUUUCCGUGGAACCUUUACUGUCGCCCAACAAUGGCCAGCAAGUGCACCACGGCGAUCCAGCUGCUAAGUAUCGUAUCUCGAACAUCAGACUAGUUCUACGCUUGAUCCUGUGGUGGCCACUGCUAAUAAUCGCCAUAGCCCAGAGGGUGCUCCGGAUUCUGAUGCGCCUCUCGUGGCGACCAUUUUUAAUCGCAACUCCAGCUUUUUGGCUUUCCGCUUGUCUCUGGAUGUUCUGGAAGCUCAUUGCUCUCCCACUGGCCUGUCUCAAAUGGAUCCUGGUAGCUCUGCACACUCCGGCACACGAACGCAAUCGGAAGAAGCGGACCAUUUUGAUUAGCUGUGGAAGCACCAUUCAAUCGCUACAUUUGGCCAGAAAUUUCUACAAAUCCGGAGUACGAGUGGUCGUCUUCGAGUUUGAGGGACUAUUUGGGCUCGCCAGGUUCUCAACGGCUGUGAGUAAGUUUUAUACGAUCCAGAAACCCACACCGGAGACGGCCAACGAAUACAUCGCUGCAUUGUGUGAGAUUGUCGAAAAAGAACAGCCCUCCCAUUACAUCCCAGUCUGUGUAACCAGUGCGGCACACUACGACUCUCUGGCCAAACCACACCUGGAACUUCGCGGGUGUUCGAGUUUCAUCCCGGGAGCACAAGAGACUUCAGUGCUGGACGAUAUAUUGCAAGUGAUGAAGAAAUGUGAGUUUAACCAGAUCGCUCUACCGCCUCACCAAGUGAUCUCUUCCAAGGAAGACCUCUAUCGGUUGUACGAAAGCGGUUGGCUGACCGGCUAUCGGAAUGUCAUGGUUUCUUCUGGAAUGCUGGGUAUAUUGGAGCACGCGAAAUAUAUCUUACCGCUGAACCGUCGUGAGUUGAAGUUGAACCAUGAGAUCAGUGAGCUACAGAAGUGGGUUGUCAUAAGAGAUGUGAUUGGGGCACAUUACGUCACUUGCACCACAGUGAAAGACUCUCAGGUGGUUGCGAAUGUGACUUGUGCUAUCCAGAACGACACACGCAGUCUUAUUCCGGAAGAUAACGAAGAAAUAGAGAACUGGUUGAAGGAUUUUUUCCGCAAAAUUCGGCUGCAGCGACCCUUGAAUGGACAUAUUUGUUUCCGGCUGUCAAAGUGUAAUGCCAAUGGAGAGAUUCUACCGCUGGGUAUCCGGGUGGGGGUUUCGCUUCCCUACAUUUGCUACACUGGCGUUCAUUCGCGAGUCAUUUGCAAACCAUGUCCACACUUCAAUCGCCAGAACUCGGGACCACUCGUCCAAGAUGGCGGACGCUACUGGAUCCACGAGACAGUGAUGAAUGCAAUUCGUCGACCGAGCGUAGAUGCCGUCCAGCAGCUGAUCGGAACCGUGAUCGACAAGAAGGAGGCCCUGUUUGUCUAUUGGGAUCCGUUACCCUACUGCGCAUACUAUCACUUCCAGCUGCCGUUCAAUUCGGUCAAAAAUUUCCUCCAUAAGCGUCAGCGGGCGCGAACUAUGCCACAUGCCGCUGCGCCAGUGCAAUGAUCACGAACCGGUGGGAUGAUAGGGCCAGAUGCGGGGGAAUAGUAAUAAGCUGAUAAGCGGGUUCGAGUUUUGUCGAGGAUUUGUGUGCAUACAUUCUUUUUUGUGAUGGAGAGAGAAGCAAUAGACUUGCGAAAAAAUAAAAACCGGUUGUGUGAAUCGACGAAUGAAUGAGUGUGAUUAGGCUUAGAAUCCGGAUUCUAUAGAUUGUGAGGGGUGAGGUGCGGGAAUAUUUGCACUACAUUACUUAGGAUGUAAGAGGGGAAGGGCUCCCGAAUUUUCUGUGUUUGUUGCUGGGCAACAAAAGUCACAGAGAAAUGUGGAUAUUCGAAUACUCAUGAUAGAAAAACAUAUUAUUAUUAUGUAAAAUUAGUUUGUAAUGAUUAAUCGGACAUAUUUGUAUUGUAAAGACAAUAAAGUACAAAUUCAAUAAAACUGUCGAAAGUGAAGAAA
Messenger RNA from Toxorhynchites rutilus septentrionalis, 2381 nucleotides. RefSeq lists its product as uncharacterized. Lineage: Eukaryota; Metazoa; Arthropoda; Insecta; Diptera; Culicidae. The transcript has a single exon. The record is from RefSeq and is a predicted model, not a curated record. Bases 150 to 1931 code for a protein of 593 amino acids.